AUGAAUGCAGUAGUCCGAAUUUUGAGGUAUUUGAAGUCUGCACCAGGAAAAUAUUCAAACUGGGAAGGAAAAGGGAUAAGAGGAGAUCAACGUCUGUCAGCAAUUAAGAUUGUUGAUAAUCCAGUUCAGCAUGAUAGAACGAAACAUGUAGAGAUUGAUCGGAACUUUAUUUAUGAGAAACUGGAAGGGAAGAUUAUUGAAGUUCCAUACGUUAAGACUACUGAACACUUGGCGGAUAUGUUGACCAAGGCUAUAUCAAAUCACGCCAUUACAGAUUCACUUGUGAAGUUGAGCAUGUGCGAUAUCUAUGCACCAUCUUGA
Messenger RNA from Prunus armeniaca (apricot), 321 nucleotides. The record is from the annotation of a GenBank genome assembly. Lineage: Eukaryota; Viridiplantae; Streptophyta; Magnoliopsida; Rosales; Rosaceae.